Messenger RNA from Caenorhabditis sp. 36 PRJEB53466, 4937 nucleotides. The record is from the annotation of a GenBank genome assembly. NCBI's taxonomy places the organism in Eukaryota, Metazoa, Nematoda, Chromadorea, Rhabditida, Rhabditidae.
AUGCCCCCUCAAGACGUACAAAUCAGCAUUGCGGAAGUCAUUGAGGUGAGUCCAUUUUUUUUUAAACUUCCCUCGAAGCCACAAGGUUUUCCAGGUACGCGGCUACGGUCUCAAUGCUCCGGAGCUUCUUUCGGUAGCCGUUUCGGCCUCUGACAGGCUCCCUCCGUGUCCGAAAGGGACUGUUUUUGAUAUGGAAAACGUGUACCUCAACAGCAAUGGACAGAUUGAAGUGAGUCAUUUCCUUGCUAUGUCAUCUUUUUUACAAAAGCAUUUUAGAUUAAAACAGUAGCCAGUGCGCGAGUGGACCGAGCAUUCGUGCCUCCCGAAUGGGCAAAAGGGGAAGAAGAUCCGCAGGCAGCUGCCGUUUACUGUCUCGGAGCUGUUCUGAGGGCAGCUGGAGCCGAAGAGGCAGCAGAUGUGGAUCUCUUCUCUCUCGUAAACAUUCUGACAGUUGCAAUGACUGGAACAAGACCGACCGCACACAGAAUGGGGCAAAUGGCCAGGUAUUCUUACGAUCAACUCUCUCGUUGACAAGUUUAUUCUUUAUAGAAAUCAAUUGCGAGGACGUGAUCCUGCCUCGAUGCUCAUGUGCAUCUACGAAGAACUUAUGGGCGAUGAGGAAACGAAUCAGGUUAAUCAAAGCGUUAGCCGACUUUCAAUAUAAUGAUUUUUACAGCUGGAUGUUGGUGAUCUGGAUGAUCUUGAAGAUGAAUUGAUGUCUACGGACGGAACAGACCGACGAGAUUCUGAGAUGGAAAGGUUCAGCGGACAAGUUGUCAUAAGUGGGAACAACAAUGUGAAGAGGGCAGUCGAAUUCUUUGAAGAUGACAAUAGAGGUAAGCAUUUUUUUUUAAAUAAACGAGGUUUUUAAGUUUUGAAUACCUUAAGAAGAUGCCAUGACAUCGACAUCUUCUGGCAACAGCACUCAAAAAGAGUCUUCUCCGUUCGGUGACUUCGACGACAGUCCUCCUCGCACUAUUCCAACAGUCGAGAUCCACCGCGAUGAAACCUCUUCUCCUGUCACGUUCCUCGAAAACACAACUCUCGGAGGAAUUGGAUCUCCAUUGUCCCAAAGCACGAGACUCGACGAAACGUUUAUUGAAGAGCACUCAAUUGAUUUAGAUGCAUUUGAGAAGUAAGAUCAUCAUUCGCUUAACCUGAAACUGUUUGUUCACUCAUUACCAGUUCCAGGAACGCUUCGCCGUCUGGCCCGAAAUCUCCGUUCGACGACAAUUUCACUGACAAACCGGUCACGGUGGUUCCCGAAAUACAAGUUCAGAAGGAGUCCCGACCGCACUCUAAUCCAUUCGAUGAGGAGGAAGAGGAAGAAUCACAGUUCGGAGGAGGGACUCUGUCUGGAAGAGAUCCGUUUGAUGAAGACGUAAGUUAAUUGUGAUAUCAAAUGUCAAGGAAGUCUCUAUGAUUCAGUCAGGAAGCUCCAAUCGCGAUCAUGCUGCGAGAGGGAAGAAGUUUCACAAGAAAGAACAGUUGGUGCAUAGGCUGUCUUCGUCGUCAGAAGAGAUUGUGGAAGCGUCGAUUCACGAGGAUGAACCAAUUGUGAUGGCUCAGAUACCUGAAGAAGAGAAACCGAAGCUUAUGCCGAAGCCCAUUCCGGUGUUCGACAAGGCUUACGACGCAGACUUCGACAACUCGCCGCCUCUCCAUCACUACUCGGUCACUCCAAUCGACAGCGGUCUGUCUCCUCUGGAAGAAGCUCAAAGAGCUCUUCGAGCCAACAAAGCAAGACAUAAGCCUUCGAAUGUGUCAAUGGCAGAAGAAGCCAAGCAUGCCGCGAGACAACGAUAUUCGAAUGUGCCGGAAUUCAAUGAGGCGAAGAAAAUGCAAACAGACGAGGACGGAGAAGACGAGACUGAUGAGGUGCCGGCCUCCCUACCGAUUAUUCCUGUUCUCCGAAAAGAGCAUGAAGAAGAGCCGAGAUCCGUUCGACCUCCAAGAUAUCGAAAGUCGAGGGAAAUUGAAGAGCCAGUGAUCGUCGAGCAGCCUCCAAGGUCCGAGGAAGAGGAGAAGGAAGACAUUGACGCCUUAUUCGAAAAAUAUAGAAAGGUAUCGCGGGGAAGAACAACAAUUUGGUCAGAGGAAACGCCCUUGAAGCGUAUAUAUCCCCUUGCCUCACACUUCUUUCAGAGUGUUUGCUCUUUCACUCCCGCACGGCGUCUUUUAAUCCGUGUCGAGCUUUCGCACUAUUCUUCCUGAUCGCUUUACAACUUCGCUCUUUUCAGACUUCCGGCUCAAUCGACUCGAAGGAUCCGACUCCCAUUCUGAAGGCAGACGAAUACAAAGAACCUCUGAAACAAGGUAAGCCAUUCAGAAGCAAAACGUGUGAAUGAUUUCAAAACGCUAACUUGUAAAACACUGAAAUACACAGAUCGGCGUUUUAUAUACGUAGCUUCUCUGUCAGUUUUUGCGCGGCCCGCAAAACGCCUACGCCCAUGAAUCUAGCCCUCACCGAGGGUUAUGCAUAUAUCGGUGCGUCGAUUGAUUACGCCAUCGAAAAAGACGGCGCGGGGGAGGACAUUUCGAAUGCAUUGCGACUUCUCGCGGAUGUGAAAUUUGAAACCGCUCGGUUCGUGGCAGAUUUCGGAGAUGCACGACGACUCUUUUAAUUCGAUUUGGAGCACGCGCCAACACCCUCAAACUUGCCGCUUCCUCCUAUCUUCUCUCCGUUUUCUUUCCUGAAAUAUUUCACGCGUUUGCAGUUCCCGCACCCGUUGUGGCCGCUCCGGUUGUAGCCCAAGAGUCGCCGAUAUUGAAGAGAAGGAACUCAUUACUCCCGUCACGGAUCAGUGGAAGACAGUCGACGAGGCGAAGUGUGACGAGUGUGAGGAGCAUGCGCGGCAAGAGAAAGGUUUGUUACUCUUACACUUUGUUAAAAACGAAACAAAACUUUUUCUCUCAUAAAUGAGUUGCCUGCAGACGCGCGCUAUUCCCGAGUUCUUCGAUCUGACCCGUCAUCAGAACAUCCGUCUUCGAGCUCCAGUUUCCAAAAAGGUAACGUCAUCUGUGUAGACAUUGUGCUCAUCUCCUUGAAGCAUCUUCAGAAGCGGCUCAGUUUGCAUCGAGUUGAGGACACUGAAGUGGUUGUUGAGCUUCUGAAUGGACAGAAAGUGGAAGUUGCUUGUCGUUCUGACGUCAUCUCCCGCGAUGUCUUUUCUCUUAUCGUGCAGAACAUGAACAUCAACGAGCACGUCUUCUUCGGACUGUCUUUCCUUCGUGAUGGUGAACAUUACUUUAUCGAAGAUCAUCAGAGACUCGAAAAGUUUGCACCUUCCGGAUGGAAAAGUGUGGCUCGAGUUGGUGUGAAAGUACCUUAUGUACUGCACCUCCGUUUCAAGUUCUAUCCUCAAAUCCUUGAUUUCAUCAAGUAAGUCACAUUCUUUGCACAUCCAUUUUUUAUUUUGAAACUCAGAACUGAAGUGACAAUGAACGAAUUGUACUUGCAAUGCCGUCGAGAUGUGCUCGAGGAACGCAUCCAACCGAAAAGAGACGCUGCUUUCGAACUGGCUGCUCUUGCUCUUCAAGCUGAAUUCGGAAAUCGCCCGCCUCCAGUCAUCACGGAUUACUUCGACACGCAGCACUACCUGCCGAAGAAGUACUGCUCAUUCGAAGAUCAGACAAGACUCAAGAACAUUCUGGCUGAACUUCACGGACAUUACGCAGGAACCCGAAUCUCGGAAGCCAAGCACAAGUACAUUCAGAUCUGCCAGAGACACGCGGACUUCGGCGCGCACAUCCACCGGGUCUUCCGUAGCAAACCGAACUCGUCUCAUGGCGCUUCUCCGUUCGAUCCGGACACUGGAUCCUCACUUUGGAUAGGAAUCAUGCCACGUGGCUUAUCCAUUUACGAGCAACAGGUGAACACUCUCCCGAUUUCUCUAUGCUUUUCACUGCACUCUUUCUGUUUAUCACAAAAGUGGUUAAUCGGGAUUUCAGAACCAUCACAUUCCAAAUAAGUAUAUGAGCAUUGCGAGACAGGUAAACGCGGAGACUUCCCUCUGUUUGCGAGACACCUUUGUUGUGAAUGUCAUUUCAGAGUAAACUCUGCUUUUUCAUUAUUCUCCUAAUGACUUUCACCUGUUGACUACUAAAUUUGAACAUGCGCUUGUUACAGGGUGGAGCUCGUGAGGUCAUUGCUGAGCAUGUUUGGCCGCAAACGCAAACUCUUCAAUUCGAUAAGAAACGGUUCGUGAUCGUGGCUGUUGGAUCACAUGAAGAACAGAUCGAGAGCACCUUCUACACUGAUCAUCACUCAAAGUUUGUUUUCUCUCCCUCACUUGAGUUUUUAUAAUUCGAUUCAGAUCCUCCUAUUUCGUCCGCUUUGCUGCUUCUCAGCACCGUUGGAUGAUGAAAAUGCGGCAGUGGAAGAGCACUCUUCGUCACGAGAAUACCAUUUCUGCGAUGCCAGAUGUUAUCGUCGAAGGACAACAGAUUCCGCCAGCUCCGAUCAGACGUACGUUUAUUCUAAUCUCGUUGUUGUGGCUACGUUGUCGUCUGUGUACAGAAUCCUUGGAAGAUUCACCUCGGGCCACUCCACUUCUCGAUUCGGCCGAUCAACUCUUCACCAAAAUGUCAUCCCAACCGGAGAAACCUUCGAGUCGACCUGCUGAGCUGCCGCCGCCUGCUCCGUCCAAACUUGCAGCUCAGUAUGAUACUGUUGAUGAGGGAAUUGUCUGUGGUUCGUGAUUUUUGACGUUAUUACACACUUUUCAAUCACUCGAUCGAUCUCUCACAGCUCGUUUUGCAGAUUCCCAAGCCGAGAACUUUGAACGAGUCAGUCCGAACGUGAAUGGAAAUGAUACACCACGUGGAAUGCAGUUCGAAGUGGCACUCAUCAAAGACCCAAGUAAUGGACUAGGUCUCACUCUCGUCGAUGGAAACCUGAACGGAGUACCGGGAGUUUACGUCAAGUUCGUAGCUGA